Messenger RNA from Aspergillus pseudotamarii, 2199 nucleotides. Its product is annotated as SprT family zinc-dependent metalloprotease. NCBI's taxonomy places the organism in Eukaryota, Fungi, Ascomycota, Eurotiomycetes, Eurotiales, Aspergillaceae. The transcript has 2 exons. Gene Ontology annotation, cellular component: nucleus. The record is from RefSeq and is a predicted model, not a curated record. The coding region runs from base 1 to 2199 and encodes 732 amino acids.
AUGGCUCGACUCAACCCAACGAGCCCCGUCAAACAAGGCGGUACGCGCGAGAAUGCGACCAAAUCGGUCCGAAAGCUGAAGUCCAACACCAACUCAGUCUUUUCGAGCAAGUUCAGAGACACGUCGCCCACACCCAAGGUGGGAGAACACUCGGGGACGUUAUUCGACGAACCGGAGUUUAAACGGCCGACUGCGAGAACAACGACGACAAACGAUAAGCCUGUUCAUCGACAGAGGAAGCUGCAACGGAGCGGAACUGUAUCCAGCGGAACGUUUAAUAUCUUUUCCGAUAGUGAUGGACUGAGUGACCGCGACGACGUCUCCUUUGCAUCGACUAUGCGCUCCUCGACUACCCGCUCUUCGACCGAAGGACGUCCCAGUGAUCCGUUGCAGCUGGCACGUGCUAACUCGCUGCUGAUGCCGCAGUCGAGGCACUCUAGGAGCCGGUCAACGAGGAAGUCCGAGCUCUAUGAUUACACUAAGGAGAAUUACCCCGUGGAGGAGGUUGUGGAGGAUUACUCCACCACCUCUUCUAUCAGUCGGAAUCCCUCUGAUGCGUCCUCGACACGACGGUCUCCUACCAGGAGGGAGCCGCGGCAGACGGAUAGUAGAAGACAAAAUGACCGGCAGUUUCGGGAUUAUCGCCAGCCGGCAAAUCGGUCCGAGGACGAGGAGAGUGAUGAUGGAUUCAACUCUCUGGAUGACUUCAUUGUCAGUGAUAGCGAAGAGCCUAGCCACCACGACGCAACUGUGGGCGAGUCGGAACCAGAAGAGACUAAGAGGGCACCGUCGCCGCCUAGAGUCAAAAGGAGAUUGGUUCGUGGCAGAAGGCCGAACCCUGAGGAACAGAUUAAGAGGGCCUUGGAGAGCUCCGCACAUACAAACCUUCGCCUAGAGCCCUCUUUACCAGCUGCUGUUUCGAUGCCCUCCUCUGACCCCCAGGCCAGCCCCAGAAAGCUAUUCCGUAAUACCUCUCACAUCGAUGAGAAGAUGAACUGUCUGGAUCUGGAGGACGAGGAUGCUGGUGUUGACGAUGAUGAGGUCGAUCACGACGCUGCUGAUGAAGCUGCUGCUGAUGAAGUGGACACUGAUGAAUAUGACCCGUCCGCUCAACUCCAACAAGAUUUGGAUAAUUUUCUAGGACGAUUCGAGCCCCGCUCCAAAAGCUCAGAGAUCGAAACAGUGAAUUUGGAAACACCGUCUGCCAGCCCCUCUAAAAGCACUCUCAAGUCACCUUCCAAAGGCAAAGCCCAUAUUCCACCCACACCUUAUCGUGAGAGCGUAGACGCCUUCUGGUCUCAGGAAGCUACAAACAAUUGGAUCGAUCAGCAUUCACCGCGCAAAUUACAGAACUUGCUGCAGGAACUCGAGGAGUCCGACAACGACGUUGACCCCGAGAUCAUGCCUAGAACCAAAGCAAUAAAGAAGACGGCCAAGCCUCCUAGCAAGACGGCCCUGAAGAAGGCCGAAACAGAAAAGAAGAGAGCCGCCCUUGAGCGCAAGAAGUCAUUUGAUAACAAGAAGGCCGCUGUCGCAGAAGACUUCUUCAAGGUUUUAGAUGACCACGUUACUGGUGGCCGUAUCCAAGAAAUAGCCGAGGAAACGGGUGGUGUUCAGAUCAUCUGGAGCAAGACACUCCAGACAACCGCUGGACGGGCGAACUGGAAGCGAGAGAAGCUGCGAACGGAGGGUACGCUUGGGACGGAGCCCCAGACACCUGGAGGAUCUCUGUCCAAACACCAUGCUAGCAUCGAACUGGCUGAGCGGAUUAUAGAUGACGAGGAUCGCUUGCUGAACACGCUAGCUCACGAGUACUGCCACCUGGCCAACUUUAUCAUCUCCAACGUCCACAAUAAUCCCCAUGGAGCAAGUUUUAAACAAUGGGGGCUGAAGUGCAAAGAAGCCCUGAAGGACCACCCUGUUUAUGGCGGACGCUUCGAAGUAACGACCAAGCACAGCUACAAGAUCGACUACAAGUACGUAUGGAGCUGUGUGGACUGCGGCCAGACAUACGGACGUCAUUCAAAGAGCAUCGAUACUACCAAGUCUCGAUGUGGAAAAUGCAGAGGUUUGCUCCAGCAGAUCAAGCCAAAGCCACGGAACGUGUCACCCCGAAAGAAGCAACCCCUUGGGGAUGCCGAGAAAGUGGCCGUCGAUGAGGUUGCCAACGUACUAGGGGAGAUCAACUUGGGUAACUAA